Molecule: messenger RNA, 336 nt
Organism: Trichomonas vaginalis G3
Lineage: Eukaryota; Parabasalia; Trichomonadida; Trichomonadidae
Product: repellent protein 1 family
Exons: 1
Coding region: 1-336 (111 amino acids)
Source: RefSeq, a predicted model, not a curated record
AUGAGUUCUUCAUCAAGCUCUCGUGAACCUUCACCAUCUAUGAAACAAACUUUACCAAACAAUUAUGGAGCACUUAUUGAAUAUUUCUUACGAGCUGCACAAUGGCAAAGAGCAGUCUCACCAAGGUUAGGUGUUCCACCAGCUCAUGUCAAAAAUAGCAUUUGGUCAAGUCCUUAUAUAAAAUAUGGUCUCCCACUAGGUUUGCUAGCUACAGCAGGAGCAGUUAUGAUGUUGAAAAGAAAUAAAGCAAAUGUUGUAAAUAAUACUGAAGUAGCUGAAGUUAAACAAACUCCAACACCUUCGCCAAAACCAACGCCUUCACAAGCAAAACCUUAA